Molecule: messenger RNA, 2786 nt
Organism: Polyodon spathula (Mississippi paddlefish)
Lineage: Eukaryota; Metazoa; Chordata; Actinopteri; Acipenseriformes; Polyodontidae
Product: pleckstrin homology domain-containing family A member 1-like
Exons: 14
Coding region: 260-1609 (449 amino acids)
Cellular component (GO): membrane; cytoplasm
Molecular function (GO): PDZ domain binding
Source: RefSeq, a predicted model, not a curated record
GAUAGGUAGGAGGAAGUCGGUCAGUGGGAGAUGGGCUGAAAAUGCAAUAAAGUAUUGCUUAGGUCUGUCUCUGUCUCUGUUUCUGCCUCUGCCUCGUAACUCAACAUUUUUCGUAGUGAAGAACUGAGAACACUAAGUGAUCUUCAUGUCCUGGUUUGAGUGCACUUCUCUGUGCUGUUACCACAUCUCCAGCAGUGGACAACAUUCCGUCAGCAGAGGCUGGUCCCUGGGAUGCACAGUGUAAUGUGCAGGCUCAGAAAUGCCUUACGUGGAUCGGCAGAACCGUAUCUGUGGGUUUCUCGACAUUGAGGAGAAUGAGAACAGCGGCAAGUUCCUGCGCAGGUACUUCAUCCUGGACACGCAGGAAGGCAGCCUGGUCUGGUAUAUGGACAACCCCCAGAACCUGCCCACUGGAACGCAGCCUGUUGGAGCUCUCAAACUAACUUAUAUUUCUAAGGUUAGCGAUGCAACAAAGCAAAGACCAAAGGCAGAGUUCUGCUUUGUUAUUAAUGCAGGGAUGAGGAAAUUCUUCUUGCAAGCCAAUGAUCAGCAAGACCUGGUUGAGUGGGUUAAUGUGCUGAACAAAGCUACCAAAAUCACUGUGCCAAAGUCAUCUGAUGUGCAACAAAAUUCUGAAAACCAAAAAAGUGCCUUGGAGUGUCCAGGUGCCAAGAAGCAGGUCUCCUAUAAGACCGAAAUCAUUGGGGGUGUUCCCAUAAAAACCCCUACACAGCAGGAGGGAGGGGAAGGUUUGGAGGGCGCAGACAGAGGCGGGUUGAAGCGUUCCCUUAGCCAGCUCCCGUACUUCAUGGGCAAAGCUGCUCAGGACCAGACCGUGGUCAAGGCUGGCUACUGUGUCAAGCAAGGAGCUGUGAUGAAAAACUGGAAAAGAAGAUAUUUCCUAUUGGAUGAAAACUCGGUCAGUUACUUCAAAUCAGAGCUGGACAAGGAACCCCUCCGAACGAUCCCCCUGAAGGAGGUGCACAAAGUGCAGGAGUGUAAACAGAGUGAUAUAAUGAUGAGAGACAAUCUAUUCAAAGUAGUAACAACUUCAAGAACCUUUUUUGUACAGACGGACAGCCCAGAGGACAUGCACAGCUGGAUCAAGGCAAUCUCAGGGGCCAUCGUUGCCCAGCGCGGCCCAGGCAGAUCAGCAGCUACUAUGCGGCAGGCCAGGCGGCUGUCAAGUCCUUGUAUACAGAGGUAUACAUCCCCACAUGGUGAAUGCAGCACGGAUGAGCACGGCAACCAUUCCUCCUCAAACUCUUCCUUCUUCAUCCGCGACCAGGGCCCCCCAGUCCCUCGCUCGCCAAUCUCUGCGGCGGCAGCCUACCCCCCACCAUCUUUUUCGCAGUACGCCUUCCCUGCACCCCCAGACACUCUCCACAAACAGCCUGGCCUGGAAAAGCGAAGACUUCAUGAACCUCCUUCCAAGACCCUGCAUCCAGGGAAGCACUCGAUCCCGGCUUUCCCUGCAGGAGACCAAGCUUCCAAAGUGACUCCCUGCACGGCUCCCCCGGGGACCACGCAAACCUGUGACGGCACUCAGGAAAUGCCCUCAGAGCACAUCAACCUGGAUGAUGAUAAUUUGCCUGUCAGUGAUGUCUGACUUUGCAGCACAUAAUGGUGGUGGUGUUUGGGUAGGUAGUGGCUAGAGGAAGUGUACUGCCAGUUGGAUUUGAAAGGUAACCAGAGGAAGACAGAAAUUGUCAUAAAAUGAAAUAAGUAAGAUCUGCAGGAAUGUUCUAUUGGAGUUAAUGCAGAACACGACUGCUUCUUUUUAUUUAUUUGUUUAUAUAAUUCUGUUGAUGUAAUCUAAAGGGGUAAUGGCUGUGUACUGUGAUACAGCUGUAAAGGGUUUUUUACAAGAUGCCUUCUGAGGCAAAAUGUUGCAUGUGGAGAAUCCCUUUGUGGCUCUGGUACCUCAGCUGUUAUCAAGGAGGCCCCUUAUGCUGUGACUGGGCACUACUCAGGGUUUCAUUUAGAGUGGGGGCUUUGGCAGUCACACUGGUUCAAUAUUAGAUGGGGUUUCCAUGUAAUUGGGUCAGUCAUUGUAUUUGGGUGGGGCUAGGUGGCAAGUCAGUGGUGCCAUCUAAAAGAAAUGGUGAUGGAUUGUUAAGGGGGACAUAUUGUACAAGUCCAAAUGGAAGAAUGAUUGAGAGGUGAAGGGUUAGUACAACACCCAAAAACCUGUAGCAUAUUUUUUACUAUUUUUUUUGUUUGUUUUUUUUUGUAGUAUGAAAACCAAAAAUACUAUUGCCAGAGAGGAGACCUAAAGUGUUGAAUUUGUAAUAACCCCAAACUUAUUUUGUGCUGCAAGCAUAGCAUUUUACCCUUAGCAUUCCCAAGGAGCACUCUCUGUUUUAACCCAGUUGUCUAGACCAGUAGCUAAAUGGAUUUCUAAUUUAGAAGUCAUUUAUUGUUCUGUGUUUAUUUAGUAUAUUUGAUCCCAUUGUUUGAAUGCAAAAUUUUUAUAAUCAAAGUUUAACAGUAAGACUAACACGGUAUAGUAAGACAUAUUACUAUUGGAAGAGCCCUUUGAAUUACUUUGUGCUUCAGUCAUUUGACACCUUUCCUAAUGUGUAUUAAUGCGACUUCUCCAUACCAUCUUCCUCUGUGAAGGGCAUCACUGUACAGUGCUAAUUUCAGACGUUCAAUAGUUAGCACACAGUAUUUGCAGGUCUGUGGGCUUAGCAGCUAGCACAGCUGAGCGGCCCAAGUCUGCAUGUUCUGCAGGCUGAAGUACUUUGAUGUGAAUGUGGAGGAAUAUAUUUCUCCAAUUCUAU